AUGGAGACACCAUGUCCGCAAUCAAUUAAUUUAAAAAACAAACUAUUUUCCUCAGUUCUGGCCGCCCAAAUCGUUCAAGUGGAGGAUUUGAUAACUGGAACCGCUGGGGAUGAGGUCAGGCUGCCGUGUUACUUGUCCUACAACGCGGGGAACGUAAGGUUGGUGCAGGUGACCUGGUUGAAGCGAGCUGAGCAGGGCAACGUGAACUUGGCCGUUUACAACCCGCGACUCGGCACCAGUUACCCCGCUGCCAUCGACAGGGUGACGCUCACCAACGUAACGGCUCCUAACUACACGCUGAGCAUCAAGCCCUUACAGCUGCCCGACCAAGGUGUUUACAGCUGUGAGGUGAACAUGUUCCCCAGCGGAAAGCACGAGUCCCAAACACGGCUGACGGUUCUGGCGAGGCCUUUGACUGAGGCGAUCUCGGUCCCAGUGGACGCCUCGUUGUCAGAAGUUCCCGUCGCUAACUGUACAGCGGCCAGUGGCAAACCGGCAGCACAGGUGGCUUGGAGUGGGAGCGAUGCAGGAAAAGUCACCGUCACGGAGACUGGACAUGCGGACGGGACGGUAACUGUAGUCAGCCAAUACAGACUGCGACCCACCAGUGUGGACGAUGGCAAGAACGUCACCUGCCUUGUCACGCACAAAACCUUCACGGAUGUGAUCAACUUGACUGUGACAUUAUCUGUUCGCUACCCACCAGAAGUCACCAUUGCCGGAUAUGAUGGGAAUUGGUACGUGGGCAGUUCCGGACAUCGCUUAGCCUGCCUUGCCAAGGCGAGCCCUCCCGUUACCAGCUGCCGCUGGACAUUGUCCACAGGCCCGUUGCCGCCGAAUGUGGAAACCAAAGGCGACUGUUUGUUGAUAACACACGUCGACUAUUCCCUCAAUGGCACGUGGGUGUGCGAAGCAACUAAUGCCCUUGGCAAAGGAAGCGGAAAAGUCACAGUUGUGGUCAAAGAAGCAGUUUCAACCAGUGCAGGAGCUGCUUUUGCGACCACUGUGAUCUACAUUACUGUAGGGGCACUGGUGUCAGUCCUGCUCGUGGUGGUCGCCGUCACUAUAGCGAUGAUGAAGAGAAGCAGGCGGCGGGUUGACGGCACAAAGGAAAAAGCGAACUCUUGCCCAGAGAAGAGCGGUGAAUUUGUCAUCCACGCAACCCUAAACUUUAAGGUUUCAGACUGUGCCCGUCCUUCAAGCAGGGAGAACAAUAAUCAUGAGGCAACAGUCUAUGCUGAUGUACACAUUGACUAGACUCAGCCCUUAUUGACAAUGUGGUUUCAUGCGAUCGGAUAUCUAUCAGUUCAAGACUUGCAACGUUUCAACAACAUGGAUCAUCGCCGCGAAUAAACCCACAACUAUAAAGACACAAGUGCAGCAGUAAUUCCUUGGUCUCCACAGAUGCUGCCUGACCCGCUGAGUUACUCCAGCACUCUGUGAAACGUCACCUAUCCAUGUUCUCCACAGAUGCUGCCUGACCCGCUGAGUUACUCCAGCACUCUGUGAAACGUCACCUUUCCAUGUUCUCCACAGAUGCUGCCUGACCCGCUGAGUUACUCCAGCACUCUGUGUCUCUCUGUGUCAAACAGCAUCUGCAGUUCCUCCUGAAUAAAUCCACAACCAUCGCGCCAAGCGCCUCGGAUGGGAAUUGGGCUUCAGCUGAGACAACCCUGUCCUCACCUUCAGCUACAAAUCGAUGUCUGGUACAUCAGUACAUUCGCUUGUGCAGCCUUCAGUAAUUUGUUUGUAUAUUUUCAUUCCUUCGUCAAUAAAUGAACUCUGUCGCAGCUUCGAGUUGUUGGUGAGGUCCAUCUACUCCUGGUAGAGGAUAGUGAUUCCCGCUUCUGUGCACAGGGCUGGGUGCGAAGGGACCGGGAUACGGGAUACGGGAUACUUGGAGCUGUCCCGGAGAUUGUUGAAAUCUGUGCUGCCACAAGCGAGAUACGAGGCGCCACUCUUUGCGCCCGUGGUCGGGAUCGAACCCGUGUCUCUGGCGUUGUAAGGCAACAACUUUACCGUGUCGCCCCUGGUGGUGGGGGCUGGGAACGCGCUGCCAGGGGGUGGUGUUAGAGGCAGAGACGAUAGUGGUGUUUGAGACACUUUAGACAGACAGAGGAGAUUAGACAAUAGACAUUAGAAGUAGGCCAUUCGGCCCUUCAAGCCAGCACCACCAUUCACUGUGAUCAUGGCUGAUCGUCCCCAAUCAGUACCCCGUUCCUGCCUUCUCCCCAUAUCCCCUGACUCCGCUAUCUUUAAAAUCCUUAUCUAGCCCUCUCUUGAAAGCAUCCAGAGAACCGGCCUCCACCGCCCUCUGAGGCAGAGAAUUCCACAGAUUCACAACUCUCUGUGUGAAAAAGUGUUUCCUCAUCUCCAUUCUAAAUGGCUUACCCCUUAUUCUUAAACUGUGGACCCUGGUUCUGGACUCCCCCAACAUCGGGAACAUGAUUCCUGCCUCUGGCAUGUCCAAACCCUUAAUAAUCUUAUAUGUUUCAAUAAGAUACCCUCUCAUCCUUCUAAAUUCCAGAGUAUACAAGCCCAGCUGCUCCAUUCUCUCAACAUAUGACAGUCCCACCAUCCCCGGUAUUAACCUUGUCUGCAGACAAUACUCCAGGUGUGGUCUCACUAGGGCCCUGUAUAACUGCAUAAGGACCUCUUUGCUCCGUUACACAACUCCUAUUGUUAUAACCAUAUAACAAUUACAGCACGGAAACAGGCCAUCUCGGCCCUACAAGUCCGUGCCGAACAACUUUUUUCCCCUUAGUCCCACCUGCCUGCACUAAUACCAUAACCCUCCAUUCCCUUCUCAUCCAUAUGCCUAUCCAAUUUAUUUUUAAAUGAUACCAAUGAACCUGCUUCCACCACUUCCACUGGAAGCUCAUUCCACACCGCUACCACUCUCUGAGUUCCCCCUCAUGUUACCCCUAAACUUCUGUCCCUUAAUUCUGGUCAUGUCCUCUUGUUUGAAUCUUCCCUAUUCUCAAAGGGAAAAGCUUGUCCACAUCAAUUCUAUCUAUCCCUCUCAUCAUUUUAAAGACCUCUAUCAAGUCCCCCCUUAACCUUAUGCGCUCCAGAGAAUAAAGACCUAACUUAUUCAACCUUUCUCUGUAACUUAGUUGUUGAAACCCAGGCACCAUUCUAGUAAAUCUCCUCUGUACUCUCUCUAUUUUGUUGACAUCCUUCCUAUAAUUGGGCGACCAAAAUUGUACACCAUACUCCAGAUUUGGUCUCACCAAUGCCUUGUACAAUUUUAACAUUACAUCCCAGCUUCUAUACUCAAUGCUCUGAUUUAUAAAGGCUAGCAUACCAAAAGCUUUCUUUACCACCCUAUCUAUAUGAGAUUCCACCUUCAAGGAACUAUGCACGGUUAUUCCCAGAUCCCUCUGUUCAACUGUAUCUUCAAUUCCCUACCAUUUACCAUGUACGUCCUAUUUUAAUUUGUCCUGCCAAGGUGUAGCACCUCACAUUUAUCAGCAUUAAACUCCAUCUGCCAUCUUUCAGCCCAUUCUUCCAAAUGUCCUAAAUCGCUCUGUAGACUUUGGAAAUCCUCUUCAUUAUCCACAACACCCCCUAUCUUGGUAUCAUCUGCAUACUUACUAAUCCAAUUUACCACACCCUUCAUCCAGAUCAUUGAUGUACAUUACAAACAACAAAGGACCCAACACAGAUCCCCGAGGCACCCCACUAGUCACCUGUCUCCAACCCGACAAACAACCAUCCACCAUUACCCUCUGGCUUCUCCCAUUCAGCCACUGUUGAAUCCAUCUUGCUACUCCUGCAUUUAUACCCAACAGUUGAACCUUCUUAACCAACCUUCCAUGAGGAACCUUGUCAAAGGCCUUACCAAAGUCCAUAUAGACAACAUCCACUGCUUUACCCUCAUCAAUUUCCCUAGUAACCUCUUCAAAAAAUUCAAGAAGAUUAGUCAAACAUGACCUUCCAGGCACAAAUCCAUGCUGACUGUUCCUAAUCAGACCGUGUUUUAUUCAGAUGCUUAUAUAUAUUAUCUCUAAGUAUCUUUUCCAUUAAUUUACCCACCACUGAAGUCAAACUAACAGGUCUAUAAUUGCUAGGUUUACUCUUAGAACCCUUUUUAAACAAUGGAACAACAUGCGCAGUACGCCAAUCCUCGGGGACUAUUCGCCUUUCUAAUGACAUUUGAAAUAUUUCUGUCAUAGCCCCGGCUAUUUCUACACAAACUUCCCUCAAUGUCCUAGGGAAUAUUCUGUCAGGACCUGGAGACUUAUCCACUUUUAUAUUUUUCAAAAGUGUCCGUACUUCUUUUACUUUGAAACUCAUAGUAUCCAUAGCUACUUUACUAGUUUCCCUUACCUCACAUAAUUCAAUAUCCUUCUCCUUGGUGAAUACCGAAGAAAAAACAUUGUUCAAUCUCUCCCAUCUCUUUUGGCUCUGCAGAUAGCUGUCCACUCUGUCUCUCCAAUGGACCAAUGUUAUCCCUCGUUAUCCUUUUGCUAUUAAUAUAAGCUGUAGAAACCCUUUGGAU
This is a messenger RNA of Leucoraja erinaceus (little skate), 4504 nucleotides long. Its product is annotated as nectin-1-like. The transcript is spliced from 8 exons. Lineage: Eukaryota; Metazoa; Chordata; Chondrichthyes; Rajiformes; Rajidae. The record is from RefSeq and is a predicted model, not a curated record. Bases 1 to 1257 code for a protein of 418 amino acids.